UCCCUGUCACUUUGGAUUACCUCUUUUUCUCUCUCGGUGUGUAAUUUUGGAAAUUUUUUCGUCGUCAAAUUUCCCGUAAAACCCGUUUCGGAAAACGGUUCCAGCUACGUUCCGUCGUCGUUCGGUCGGGCCCAUUCGGUAGCGGGCAGCUCCAAAUUGUGCAGUUUGGCGCGGAGGACGGUUUUGGGUGUGCGGAUCGUGGACAAAAUGGCCAGCAAAGCAGCAGCACCAUCAGCAGGACAAGAUCAAGUUGACGACAGCUGGGAAGAAAUCGACGAGGAACAGCUGGCUUCCCGCCUGAGCAGACUCACAAACGACGACGACGACCCGGCCAAACUGGGCAAAGUUCCGUCACCAGACGACGACGACGACGAACCGUCGGAGGCGAGUGGACGCUCGGCUGCUGGUGCCAACAGUUUACCGGCGAUGCUCGAGGAGGAACUCCGUCCACGAAUGAUUCUGCAGCGGCCGCAGAUGCAGAUCCUCCGCCGGCCACAGUCCAAGGCCCAGGAGGAGAAGGCGGCCGCCGACCAGAAGCCCAAAACGCAAAUCAAAUCCCUGGACCAGCGCAAACAGGAGUACGCGGAGGCCCGGCUCCGGAUACUGGGGUCAGCUCACGACGAGGAGGAACAGCAGCAGAAGCAGGUCGAGCAACCGAAGAAACCCAGUCCAAACACCAACGGGCAUCGAAUAGGUAACAAUAGCAGCAGCAGCAGCGCAAACAACAACGCGAGCAGUUCCCGAACUCCGCAGCAAAACUCGUUCCGACAGGCGGCCCCGUCAACAGCAUCGCCAUCGUCAGCAAACUACCAACUCCAGCAGCAGCAACAACAGAACCAACAUCCCUUCUACUCACCACAUUCAUCCGGCGGACGGAAUCAACCGCCCCCGCCGCAACCUCCGCCGCUAGCGAUGACCUACCAGCAGCAACAGACUCCUCCCCACCCGGGUGCGUACCACUUUCAGCACCACCAGAAGCAGAUGUCGCCUUACGGGAUGAUCCCGCACCAACACCAGCACCAACAGCCCUCGGCUGGAUUCCAUCACAUGGGAGGAGGACACGGUUAUCCCGGAGGGGCAGCGAGUGGUGGCGGCGGUGGCACCAACAGUGGACACAGUAGUAACAACAAUGUUCUUAGAUUACCGGCCGGCCCCGACGGUUCGCACGGGUUCACCAUACGGCGGUAGCUAGCUUGCUGAAAACACACGCAAUAAAAGAACGCUAACAAAACCUUAGGAUGGAAUUUACGAUUUCGCUUCAAAAUGUUUUUCAUUAUUAUUAUUUUCGGAUAGACACACACACACACGCUGCUUAAUUUGUACUUUAUUUUUUUCUGGGGAGGAAUACAAUUUAAAUUAUUUCAAAAGACUCGACGCGAAAAACGGCUUCGCCGCCGCCGAAGGUCAACAAAAAAUCUGAAAAAUCUACAUGAACCAUGUCACUGUGCGUACAACCCUUUUUGCAACCACAAUAAUCAAUUCUUUUUAUCUAAGUGUAUGAUAAAACAAAAUAAAACAAUAUUUUAAAUAAUUAUACUAAGAGCAUGGUGCGAAGGAAAAAGUGAACCAACCACUUAGGACUUUACUAUACAAUCUGUAUGUACCAGAAAUAGUUGUUUCCAAAUUGAAAAAUACUCUAUAAAUCAAACAAUAUUGC
Culex pipiens pallens (northern house mosquito) is the source of this 1657-nucleotide messenger RNA. Its product is annotated as dual specificity protein kinase splA. Bases 208 to 1188 code for a protein of 326 amino acids. The transcript has 3 exons. The record is from RefSeq and is a predicted model, not a curated record. Lineage: Eukaryota; Metazoa; Arthropoda; Insecta; Diptera; Culicidae.